AAUCAAGCAAGCAGGAAAGUAUAACAAUAGUGAUGCUGAUUUAGCAAAGAACACACAGUCACCUGUUGUUGUCAAACAGAAAUAUAAAAAUAUUCUUAUUCAUUUUUGUUUUGUCUACAAACAGAAAUGUUGAAAAUGUCUGCAGACGCCAAUCCUUUGGGGCACAGUCCGAGCACCAGCACUUUUGAAGCGAGUCAAAAUUUUCCAGCACCUGUGCAAAUUUCAGGUGGCGAUGCUUACAAAAUGAACGGGAAAAGGCGCGGACGAGUGAUAAUUUUCAACCAGAUCAAAUUCCACAACGAAACCGAGCCUAGAGAAGGAAGCCAGCAAGAUGAGGAUCGAUUGAAGCAAGUUUUCGAAUCGUACGGAUUCAUUGUCAACAGAUAUCAGAACGUCAAUAAAUCGGACAUUGAUUACGUCAUUGGCAAAGUUAAAAAAGACCCUGAUGUGGCUGACGAAGACUGUCUAAUAAUUUGCUAUUUGUCUCAUGGUGAUGAACAUGGAAAACUUUACACGGUGGAGGGUGACAAAUUCAUCACCAUCGAAGAUUUGUGCGAGCCUUUCACGACCAGCAAUUGUCCGCAACUCGCAGGAAAACCCAAACUUUUCUUUAUCCAAGCAUGUAAAGGAAGCAAGGUGGACACAGGAACCGAAUGCAGCAUUGCGGUUGACGGAAUCGGAGAUUUGACAGAGGAAACCGCGGGAAUCCACAUAAUUCCAAAUAGAAUUGAUUUCUUUUUCGCAUUCGCAACUUCAGAAGGUCAUGUGGCUUUCAGACACCCUGAAGACGGGAGCUGGUUCAUCCAGAAAUUGUGCGACCAACUUGAGAAAGAGGAAACGCAUAGAAUGAGUAUUUUCCAAUGGAUGACCAAAGUGAACCGCGCGAUUGCCUUGGAAUGCAAUGAGACUGACGUGGAGAUCGCAAAUGAAUUUCAUCCCAGGGUUAAACAGGCCUCGUAUUUUACUUCAAGUUUGACAAAGGAUUUAAUUUUGGCUCCUCCGAGUAUAGUCUGCGUCACACACACCUCUCGAAAGAAAUCAAGAGAUAUCUCGGCGCGAUUCAAAACGAAGAAGGUAUUCGGCAGUGCGUGGGAAAAAGGUCGAUUCUUUCCGUUCGUCCGGUGCUCCAAGGAAAAAGGGACAAUGUCGCAGCUAGACUCGUCCGACAACAGGACCGCCGAGGAAUCCUCGGCCGACAACAACGGCGCCGACCAGGGUGACGCCUGGGGCUUCGGCAGUCAGAAUAAACUUGGAUUGGCCAAGGCGUCGGUGGAGAAGCACGAUUUCUACUACAAGAUGACGCACAACCGUCGUGGAAAGGCCAUCAUUUUCAACCACGAGUUCUUCAACAUGAGCAAUUUAUCCGUCCGAAAUGGAACGAACGUGGACGGAGAGAAUCUGAGGGACACUUUCGAGGCUCUCGGGUUCGACGUCACGCUGCACAAGGACCUCAUCUUGAGCGACAUCGAGUACGUCGUAAAUAAAGCUGCCAAAGAAAAUCACUCUGAUGCUGACUGCAUUGCCAUUGUGGUGCUUUCCCACGGCGAGGACAAAAUUUUGUACGCCAAGGACACUGAGUACAAGCCUGAACUUCUUUGGAACCCUUUCACAGCUGACAAGUGCCCGACCCUCGCCGGCAAGCCUAAACUGUUUUUCAUUCAGGCUUGUCAGGGUGAUAGACUGGAUAGGGGUGUGAUGCUCACCACCCAGCAUGAUGGUUACAAAUCUGAGAUAGGGUACAAAAUCCCUACAUACGCUGACUUUCUCAUAUCAUUUUCAACUGUGCCUGGCUAUUAUUCUUGGCGAAAUGUGAACAGAGGCUCCUGGUUCAUGCAGGCCCUGUGCGAAAUUUUCCGUCGCAGUGGCACCACCCUUGAUCUCCUCACCCUGAUGACUCUGGUGGCUCAAAAGGUUGCCAUGGGUUUUGAGUCGCAGUCGAGCGACCCGAACAUGCACGGAAACAAGCAGAUUCCCUGCACCACCACGAUGCUUACCAGGAUGCUCAUGUUCACACCAAAGCACGUUUAAUCCACACGAAAUUCCGCAAUUUCUGCAUUUAAAACUACUUCUAUAACACGUUUAAAAUCCGCAUAUUUUUCGAGCUGUGUCUUUCCAAAGCAAAUUAUAUAAUCUGUGCAUUUAACCCUAUCAAAUAUUUUGAAAUAACUUUUUUCUCUUCGCAAAUUAUAUAUUCUACGCUGAAGAUUGUAAGAUCGGAGUUUGAUAAUAAAUACCUUAUUAACUGCCAA
Molecule: messenger RNA, 2249 nt
Organism: Neocloeon triangulifer
Lineage: Eukaryota; Metazoa; Arthropoda; Insecta; Ephemeroptera; Baetidae
Exons: 10
Coding region: 127-2028 (633 amino acids)
Biological process (GO): proteolysis; apoptotic process
Cellular component (GO): cytoplasm
Source: RefSeq, a predicted model, not a curated record